GCCCUUUCAGGGUUCUGGUCUCGGGGACCAGGCUGCUUUCAGGCAGCAGGGGGGCAGCGUGUCUGCCCCUGUUCAACCUUGUAAGGAUGAUUCCUCCAAAAAAAAAAAAACUGGCGCCUGUGGCGCUCACGGGGCCGGGCACGCGCAACACUGUCUCCGCAGCCGCUGCAGCCAUGUACAGCAGCACCAGCCCCACCGGCCUGUUCCGCGUGCAGCCGGUCUGUACGGCGUCGCAGCAGCAGCUUCUGGCGGCCAUUGACCGCAAGGUUCCGGCGGAUCUGCAGGCCGCCGCAGAGGGGUCCGGUGACGGCGCCCUCAGUGAUGCAGAGCUGAUGGCAGCGCUGGCUGGCUCCGCCAAUGGUAAAGCGCCUGGGUCGGACGGGGUCCCGUACGAGGUGUACAAGGUUUUCUGGGCGCUGCUGGGUCCGCGCUUGUGUGCUGCUGCUGCCGCUGCCUAGAAAAAAAAAAUAGAAUGCUGCGCUACCGCUUGUCUCACUAUGCUGGCUAAUUAGCCAGCACAACACUCACAGACUGGCACCGAUAGGGCCAAGUCCGGCUGACAGCGUGGCAGAGCCAUGCCCUACGAUCCCUAGCCAAAUUAAAAAGCUUGGGAGAAUAGGUGCAGGCUCCGAAGCGGCAGACUGCCCAAGGAUUGCGGAGACACGACCGGUAGCGA
Molecule: messenger RNA, 676 nt
Organism: Chlamydomonas reinhardtii
Lineage: Eukaryota; Viridiplantae; Chlorophyta; Chlorophyceae; Chlamydomonadales; Chlamydomonadaceae
Exons: 1
Coding region: 87-458 (123 amino acids)
Source: RefSeq, a predicted model, not a curated record